Messenger RNA from Varroa destructor (honeybee mite), 2867 nucleotides. Its product is annotated as ubiquitin-like protein 4A. Gene Ontology annotation, cellular component: BAT3 complex. The record is from RefSeq and is a predicted model, not a curated record. NCBI's taxonomy places the organism in Eukaryota, Metazoa, Arthropoda, Arachnida, Mesostigmata, Varroidae. Gene Ontology annotation, biological process: tail-anchored membrane protein insertion into ER membrane; post-translational protein targeting to endoplasmic reticulum membrane. Gene Ontology annotation, molecular function: protein-folding chaperone binding.
GGAUGAUAUGUCGCAAGCGCCGCGCUCCUGAUGCAGAGAAGCAGUGCUGGGAUAUUGCAUUCAAUGCAGAAGGUAUUGAUAAAUGAACUACCAGUUUAUAACACGGUAAGUAGCGCUACGCUACGACAUAGUGCAGCAUAGAAUGCGAACGAUUUCGCACCAAUCCAGUUAACGCAGUUAAGACAGCCUAUGCCACCUCUUUAUCUCUCGCUGGCCCCAUAACGGCUAUUGUUCGAGUGUUUACAAUCAGCUGUCGACCUGAGUCGGUCUGCGGCACCAUCUCUCGCUCGUGCCCUGACCGAACGAAUCAUCAGGCCGCGCUGCUUCCGAUUCAUUGGGAUACGAGAUACACACCGCACCACAGCCCUGUACUUAAUAGUGAGGAAAGCAGCGUUGACUUGCCGUCGAUUUCUUCGUUCACAGUCCGUGAAAGUGUUGUGAAUGGUGCCUGCUUAUGCCUGGUGUGGUGUUUACCGCUAAUCGACCUGUGACCUGUGCGACGAAUACUGCUGGUAUCGCACCGUUUGGUUGACGGGAAGGAAACGAGCUGGCUUGUCUUACUGACAACACUUAUAUAGUCAAAUUUGCUAUCUACUAUUGAAAUCGGGGGGCGCACAAGGCUUUAGGAAGAAGGCCAACAUGAAAAUCACGGUGAAGAUCUUGGGUGGAGAGGAAUGUACCAUAGAGGUUCAGUCGUCGACGUCAAUUCAGGACGUGAAAAAGGAACUUUCGGUUAAAAUGAAUGUCCCCGUGGAGAAACAAAAAUUGGUGUUCAAAGGCAAAACACUGGUGGAUACGUCGAAAGUCGGUGAACACACGCUUGAAGAGGGCGCUAAAGUUCAUUUGGUUGUCACCAAAUCGUCCACUCCAACGCCGUCUUCGUCUUCGUCGGGGUCAUCACCUGCCACUUCAACCAAGGCUUCAUCCAGCGUCGAUUUCUGGCCGCUUCUAAGCGACCUUUUGCGUCGGCAUUUCGUGCCUGAAGACGUUGACAAAAUUAUCGAUGAGUACAAAAAGGAUUUCGAAGCUGGUCUGCAGUCCCUGAAUUUAGACGACAUCGACCGUAUGGCGCACGCCAUUCUCGAAGGACAACAACAACAACAGCAACAACAACAGGCGGCGCAGUCUGCAUCGCAUAAACUGACACCGGCCGAAGCCGUUCCUAGUUAGAAGUUAACGCCGAUGGUCAACUGUAACGAAAAAACUAUGCGAAUAAAAUCAUUCUCCUUUAACAUUGAUUGGGGAAAUAUGCUUUGAGGACUUGGGGCAGCGCCAGGAAGUUUUGAGGUAACAACUUGCGAUGAAUGGAAACAUUAUAAAUAUUUCAUAUGUAUGUUAAAAGAUAGCAAAUUCAUUUGCUAGCACGUGUCACGAAAGCAAAACAAAGCAACUUUUUUUACGUAUUCAGCCAAUGUGAAACUAGUUAAGCGCAAGUAACUCAGCUGAAGCCUGAAGGCGGCUUCCACGGGGCAACGUCAUACGACAUAAUGUGAAGAACCGAAACAACGGUGAGUGAACGAGACGCAAGUCAAUUGUGAAAAUAGAUAAAAUCGGUAUUCCUAUUGUCAGGCAUCGAAACCCGAACGUUUAUUACAAUCGUUGAACUACGUAGAAGCGGACGAAGCUUAAACACGAGAACAUCAGCUGUUAAAAUGCGAUUGCAUUCUUUCUAGUUUUUAGUGUUUACUUUUUUCCAAACUGAAACGAAUCUAACAUGAGUACGUUUUUCGAGUGUUAACUGCUAACCGGAAAAAUAUCUGAGUCGCUUCAAUUAACAAUGGCAACAACAGCGAAUGAAAUAGAAACCACAACUCAGCUAAUUACCGGGUCAGAAUCUCGUUCUCCGUCUGCCAAACCGCUUUGUACAUAGCAAUGUUUUCUAUUAACGACUUUCGAACGUCUGUUUACGUAUUAUUAUAUAUACAUAUAUAAACAUAAAUAUCUACAAAUGCAAGUGCGCGCACCGCAGCAAAACAGGCAAACCAUCUGAUUGACCGGCCGGCAUUGUUGAAUAAACAUAAGGAAAAUUUCAACGAACCGACCAACCAACAACAACUAGAUAAUGUAACGUAAUUUAGAGAUGGAAUGUGUAUCGCUAAUAAAAUAAAGCAACUUAAUAAACAUGUCGGCCAGAGCUCAUUGGUACGAGUAGCGCAUUUUCGUGUGUUUGCAGGUACCGUUACUAAAUAUUAGUAUAAUAUCAUGAUUUCAUUGUACAAAUGAUUUCGUUAGUUUUAUGAUUAUGUAUUAUCAUGGAAAUAAUGGGCGAUAAAAUAAUUUGCGGGCACCACAAAGCUGUAAGAAGUUGUAUGAAAUGGCAAGAAUAAGUAGUGAUUUAUUGCAUUAUUAUGAAUAUUCUUAUUAUUAGUAUGAUUAUUAAUAAAAUACGAAAUGAAUAAUAGACAGAGAGGAAGGUAGGAUAAAUUGAAAGAAAAUAUGGAUGAUCAUCUGCUAUGUAUGGACCUUUAUUACUAGACUGUAUAGCCGAUGUGUAAUAAAAGGAUGGUAAUAUUAAUAAUAUUAGCUAAGUAAACGUUUGUGAGCAUGAAGAGUACACACAUACAAAUAUACAACAGGAUAUAAAUAAUCGAUAAUUGUUUUCAAAGAGAUUGUUUUUGCAUACGCCUAUAACUUCGUUUUGCUACGCAAUAUCAUCAUAUGAUAUAUUUGUAGAUCUUACCGAUAUAUUCAGUAUCAAACCGUUUAAUGAAAUCUGUAGGAAGUUGUAAUCAUUGCGAAAACUAUACCCUCCCUCGAAACUACUAAAUAAACAAAUAAUCAAAUUAUUUUAAGAACAAUGUAUAGCCGCCAUGCUUCCGUAAACGCAGUAUUUUCUUCUAGGUAUUAUAUAGACCAGAUUUUUGAGG